GGCCAUUGUCCACUUCCAUGAUGAUUCCGGAAAUGUAUACCUGUAUACCUCAAAACAAAGUGGUGGACUAUAAGGAGAUUUGCCAAGAAAGAUUAUUCAGGAUUUGAGCCAAAGAGUUGCUUGGGGAUAUGGCAACGGGUUCAGGCAGUGGUUUAGGUGGAGGUUGGGAGAGAAGCAGAUGGGACAAACGAUGUUUAUACAUGUCAUGGACUAUGUAUACUACAUGGUAAAGGGAUACUUCAACCCUCCAAAAGUGAUCCCUGAAGUCCUGGAACUGAAAUGCUUUUGCCAUCAUGGUUAAUUAGCGGGUGUUCUACCACUGGCGUUCACGAUCAGGUAUAAGAUAUGGAGGUUGUGCAACCAACCAUGGGCAAAACCCGAUAGGUCUUCCGUCCAUCAAAUAGAAAGGUCUUCGAACAACGCAGGCAUCGUCCCCACAGUGUGGCGCUACAGGGGCCCUCGGGGGAUCCGGGACGCAGUGAUGUGCUGGUCCAAGAGUUGCUUGUGAGAUUCGUUCACCUGCAUUUGGUGCCGUUUGCCUUCAACUUCCACGAUGAUUUGGAGCCAUGCGCCACCUGGCCUGAACCUGAGAGAUGCCCAACAUGAGUUCUACAGCAAUACCGGAGGGACAGAGCCAGCAUCAUCAUCAACACCACGAACAGCACCGUCCACCUCAUCCAAAGUAUGCUUGAAUCAUUACAACUAUAGUCGCAUUGACUUGCACCCACCAAAUCACAGGAAUAGCAGCAAAUCCAGCUCCCCUUUCCGCUCCUGGUGCUAUGGCGUAUCGAAGCCGCAGUCCUGCAAGGGAGUCUCCAAGACAACCCGCUCCAUGGUCCGUACCCCCUCAGCAGCCCACCCCUGCGGCCGACCCCUACGCAGCCCACUACCACUACGAUGACCGUGGUGCUUAUGGCUAUCCGGCAUACCCGCCGCCAGGUGGAGCUGAUCCAUACUAUGAUCCAUACAGGCAAUACCCACCACCAGGCUAUGGCUACUAUCCACCCCCACACUACCCACCCUAUGGCUAUCCCCCUCCCCCUCCGGGCCCUGGCUUCCCUGGCUACCCACCUCCACAUUAUCCGCCUCCACAUUAUCCGCCUCCACACGCGCCCCAAGAGCCACGCCCCUCACAGAAGCCGCGCGAGGGGGGGAGGAAGAGGCCUUUGGAGGACCCGGAGAUUCGCUUGAGCCUGGAGGAGGUCUUGCCCAGACUGGUCCAUUAUGCACAGGAACAAGAGGGAAGCCGGUUCCUGCAAUGGAAGCUGGAAAGCUGCAGCAAGGAGGAGCAGUCACGGAUCUUUGAGAAGGCAGCGCCGGCAGCGAGAAAGUUGUCCAAAGAUGCUUUUGGGAACUUUGUGAUUCAAAAGCUGCUGGACAGCUGUUCGCGAGAACAGGCAGCCUCUUUGGUCGCUCAAGUGAAGAGUGGUAUCAUUGACUUGUCCAUGGACAAGUAUGGCUGCCGAGUGGUGCAAAAGUUCUUGGAGACAUUGCGAGAUGAGGAUUGGGAUGAUCUGGUCUCCCAGUUCUUUGACAAAGUCAUCGAUUGCAUUGAAGAUGCCAACGGGAAUCACGUGAUACAAAAAGUUGUGGAGAAUAUGCCCAGCAGUGGACAUAUCAGUUUUGUGAUUCAGGCCGUGGCAAAACGUGCUGAAGACAUGGCUCUACAUCAGUAUGGCUGCAGGAUCAUACAGAGACUGCUGGAGAAUGCUGAGUUAGAGUCGAUUGCAGGGAUAUUGGAUCCCAUUGUGGAGGCCACUGACAAGCUUUCAAAGGACAAGCAUGCCAACUAUGUGAUUCAAUGUAUUUUGGAGCGCGGGAGGUUGCAGGAUAAGAUCCGCAUCGUGAAACUCAUCACGGAGAAAGUCCUGGAGUUUGCAAAGAACAAAGUCUCCAGCAAUGUGGUGGAACGAUGUUUCGAGAUCACCACUGUUGGGCCAGAUGCCUCCAAACUGGUGGAGAAUCGCACGGCUCUCAUGUCAGCCGUUUUAGGCUCCUCUGGCGACACAAGGGCGCCCUUCGCCCAACUCAUGACGGACAAGUUUGGCAACUACACGGCACAACGGAUCAUCGAGUACAGUCGUGGUGAAGACUGGCAGGAGCUCAGACGCCGCGUGGAAGCGGUUCAAGAUGAUCUCAAGAAAUCAGCCACAGGCAAACACAUCCUGACAGCCCUCAACAAGAGGAAGAAGGCAAAUGUGUGAGGGGCCUGUCUCAAGUGCCCAUGAUUGGCGUUCGCACGGAGAAAGAGACACCAGCUUUGCUUGGGCAGCUUCAUCUACAACCUCCAUCCUUAAGACUCAUCCCCCACCCCCCAUCUACAACCUUCAUCC
Messenger RNA from Durusdinium trenchii, 2333 nucleotides. The record is from the annotation of a GenBank genome assembly. NCBI's taxonomy places the organism in Eukaryota, Dinophyceae, Suessiales, Symbiodiniaceae.